AUGGCUUCCGAUGCACCAAGCUUCCCAUUCCAGCGUGCUUCUGGCCCAGAGCCACCAGCCGAGUUCGCCAAACUGCGAGCUACUAACCCUGUAUCUCAAGUCAAAUUAUUCGAUGGUAGUCUUGCCUGGCUGGUGACGAAGCACAAAGAUGUCUGCUUUGUCGCCACGUCCGACAAGCUCUCCAAGGUCCGCACGCGCCCCGGAUUUCCCGAGCUGGGUCCCGGUGGAAAGCAAGCAGCCAAGGCAAAGCCGACAUUUGUGGACAUGGAUCCCCCGGAUCACAUGCAUCAGAGAGGCAUGGUUGAGCCAAUCUUUACCCCAGAGGCUGUCAACGAUUUGCAACCGUACAUUCAGAAGACGGUUGAUGAUCUCUUGGAUGAGCUGAAAAGCAAAGGCUGCGCUGAUGGCCCGGUGGAUCUUGUCCAAGAAUUCGCUCUUCCCGUUCCCUCUUAUAUCAUCUACACAAUUCUUGGAGUGCCUUUCCACGAUUUGCAGUACCUCACGCAGCAGAAUGCCAUCCGCACAAAUGGCAGUUCCACUGCUCGAGAAGCGUCUUCUGCCAACCAGGAACUACUCGACUAUCUCGCUACGCUAGUAGAUCAGCGCCUCGAUGAGCCCAAGGAUGAUCUCAUCAGCAAGCUAUGCACCGAGCAAGUGAAACCGGGAAUAAUCGGAAAGGCCGACGCUGUCCAGAUUGCCUUCUUGCUCCUCGUCGCCGGCAACGCUACCAUGGUCAAUAUGAUCGCACUCGGUGUGGUCACUCUAGCUCAGCACCCGGAUCAGCUGGAGCAACUAAAGGCAGAUCCAUCUCUUGCUGCCAAGUUCGUUGAAGAACUCUGCCGCUACCACACUGCAUCCGCACUAGCCAUCAAACGCACUGCCAAGGAGGACGUCAUGAUUGGCGACAAGCUCAUUCGUGCAAAUGAGGGCAUCAUCGCCUCCAAUCAGUCCGCAAACAGAGACGGAGAUGUUUUUGAGAACCCUGACGAGUUCAACAUGAACCGCAAAUGGCCUGCAGAAGACCCCCUGGGUUUCGGCUUCGGCGACCAUAGAUGCAUUGCUGAGCAUCUGGCUAAGACCGAACUCACUACUGUUUUUGCAACACUAUACCAGAAGCUUCCCAAUCUCAAGAUCGCUGUUCCGUUUGAGGAUGUUAAUUAUACGCCACUGAACCGGGAUGUUGGAGUAGUUGACUUGCCAGUGACCUUUUAA
Molecule: messenger RNA, 1212 nt
Organism: Fusarium sp. VM40
Lineage: Eukaryota; Fungi; Ascomycota; Sordariomycetes; Hypocreales; Nectriaceae
Source: the annotation of a GenBank genome assembly